CUUACAUCGAAUUCGUCAGACGAAUCCACUUCCUUAUCUGUCUUCGUAGAUCCCCGAAUCCCAAAGUGGCAUUGCCCGUAAUUUUCCGGCAGAUUCUUAGCUCUUUUAGUAAUUAUACGUUUUACCCCAGCCGUCGCAUUUCACCAUUUCGAUUCUAUAAAUAAACCUUGCCCUAACUUUUACCGAUUCAGCGAUCGAAAAUCAAAUCCGUCUCAAAUUUUCGAUCCGGAAUUCGUUCAAAUCUUUCCCCCUUUUAUUUUUUGUUCAGUUCGAUUCUUUUCCUUUUGCAUUCGUUUUCUCUCUUUCUUUUGAUCCUAAUUUACCCAUUCCUGUGUCUCGAAUUGGAUUUUAGGGUUAGGGUUUUCGAAAUCGAUGAAUUUCAAAAAGGGGUUCUUUGAUCUAUAAACAUUGACCUAGGAUUUUUCUGUUUCUUUAUUCAAUUUCUUCUGGGUCGGUCGAAUUUGUCCGGGUUUUUCAUAAAUAUUGAAACUUUAUAGGGAUUCUUUUAUUCAAAAAUUUCCCUUUGUUUCAUUUAAUUUUUUCCGUGUAAAAUAUUUAAAAUAGUAAAAUUUCUAAUUCUAUACCUUUCAUUUGUUGUUAAUCAGUUCUUAAUUUUUUUAAAAAGUAUAAUUUUCAUUUAUCUAAAAUUUUAAAUUAUUUCCUAUUCCUGGUUCUUUUCAAUUUCUCAGUUGAUUGGUCAACAAAUUCUCAGGCUAAAAUGAUUCAUAAGCGUCCUUUCACUGAUGACUCUCAAGAGGUUGCUUGUAAGCAUCUAAGGCAAUGGGAAGAUACCAGCUGCUUUGCUUCAGUUAUCAACAGUGUUCAUUCCCACAGUGCUCUCCAAAAUCGUCAAAUUCAUGAAGGUAAAUGGGAGGACAUUUACACUAAGUGCCAAGAUGAAGGUAGGUUUGAUGAGGAUCGAUGCAACAAUGUUCUAAGUGGAACAAAUAAGGAAUAUGAAACUAGUGCUUCUGGCUGUGUUCCUCAUUUUUGGUGGGUAAACGGAAAUGGCAUAGAUGCAGAUACUGAGUCAGAGGUGGCAGUUCAUCUUCAACUGUUUCCUGAAUAUUUUGCAUUUGAACACCAAAUUAGGGCUUUUCUUCAAUCUGAUGAGAUUUAUUCAUCUCUUCAUUCUCCUCGAAAGCUAGUUUCUAUUGGACCAGAGCAUCAAGCUGAUAUUCCACAAUGGAGCCAACAGGAUCCGAGGAACUCUUCAGAUUGUCUAGAUACAUCAGAUCCUCAAGCUGCCCUUAAAUCAUCAUGCGCAGACCUUAUGUUUGAUGAUGAUUGUGAGAAGAAGAUAAUGGGUACUUGUGUCAUUCCAAUGUCUGAUUCUGAAGCAACUGCAAAAUUUUGUGAAAAUGCGAGACACAAGAUUGAUUGUGAAUGCCUUGAUCAGGGUUCUAUCAGAUGCAUUAGACAACAUGUGACAGAAGCAAGAGAGAAACUAAGACAGAACCUUGGGCUGGAAAUAUUCAGAGAGUUGGGUUUCUGUGACAUGGGGGAGGAAGUUGCAAAAAGAUGGACUGACGAGGAAGAGCUGGCAUUUCAUAAUGUGGUCCUCUCUAACCCUGUGUCGAACGGUAAGAACUUCUGGGAUCAUCUCCCAGCAGUUUUCCCUUCCCGUACAAAGAAGGACAUUGUCAGUUAUUAUUUUAAUGUAUUUAUGCUCAGAAAACGUGCUGAGCAGAACCGAGUUGACCCUGUACAUAUUGAUAGUGAUGAUGAUGAGUGGCAGACAACUGAGUGUGAAAUUCCAGCAGAGGAUGAUGACUCUGUUGUGGAAUCUCCAACUGAUCAAGGAACUUAUACACAUUAUGAAGGCAACCAUGAGGAAGAUUGCUAUGAGGAUAUUGAGAAUGACAAUGAGGAUGGGUUUGAUUCUUCCGAAAAUAUUAUUGAUGAUAUUUGUAGAGAUGCAACUGAUGAAGAAGAGGGAGAUAUAGAUGAAAUUUUAGAGCCACAUGUUGAAAGUUUCGUUGGUAAUUAUGAUAGCAGUGACUUUCAGCUCUCGAGUAAGGUUCAAGGGACUAACAAAGAUGAUUAUGAUAUUCAAGAUGACUCAUGCACAUCAUAUGAGUACCAGGGGGAGAAGGGUGAUUACUGUGAUCCGCCUGAGACAGUGAUGGAUGCAAAUCAACUCAGUCAAGAGUGAUGUAUUCACUGGUUGCACUCUAUUAAUGGGUUGACAAAAGGAACGAUGGAGAAAAUUUAGGAGCCUUCCAAUCGUAGCACUUGGAUGAUAAUAUAACAGCUGAGGACUUGAUUUCUUCUUUAGCCACGCAAUGUUUGAACAUAUGUGCUUUCCUCCAAGAAAGUUUGAAGAAUGCAAGGCCGGCAUUGGUUUGUGAUAAUAACAUGUCUUUCUGAUUUCUCUUGAAUCUUUCAAAUUCAAGCUGGUUUGAUAGAACUUUCCAGGGUUUGGUGGGAUGGUAAGGAUCCUCUGUUUUGAUUGAAAAUCAGCAGUUCAAAAAUAAGGUUGAUAUAGUUUACAGUGAAAACUUCUGCAUAAAGCAGACGAGAAGAAAUGUGUUGCACAGUAGUUUAUUGGAAGGAGUUUGUCAUCCAUGGGUGCAUCAAAGAAACCGUCAGUUUUUUCCAUCCAAUUUGCAGUCCCUAGUACCAGUAACCCCAAGACAUGAAUCCUGCUCUUUUCCUUCUUCAGGAUUAUCUCUUGGGAAUAAUAUAUAGUACGAGUGGGGACUCGAACAUCAGAAUGGAUCCCAAUAGAAAGGGAUCUCAACUCUUGAAUUUGCUCAUAUUUUUUAAUUUUUUAUUUCGUGGUGUAUUUUUCAAGCAAAGAGGGCUUUGCUGCAAAUGUAAUGAUUUACAAGCUGUGAGAAUAAAUUCCAGUUUUUCUCAUUCA
Molecule: messenger RNA, 2866 nt
Organism: Durio zibethinus
Lineage: Eukaryota; Viridiplantae; Streptophyta; Magnoliopsida; Malvales; Malvaceae
Source: RefSeq, a predicted model, not a curated record